Molecule: messenger RNA, 1344 nt
Organism: Jaculus jaculus (lesser Egyptian jerboa)
Lineage: Eukaryota; Metazoa; Chordata; Mammalia; Rodentia; Dipodidae
Gene: Plekho1
Product: pleckstrin homology domain containing O1
Exons: 6
Coding region: 41-1270 (409 amino acids)
Biological process (GO): regulation of myoblast fusion
Cellular component (GO): muscle cell projection membrane; ruffle membrane
Source: RefSeq, a predicted model, not a curated record
CGGCCCCGCGCCCCGCACGCACGCGCGCGCGCCGGGAAGGAUGAAGAAGAACAAUUCCAGCAAGAGGGGGCCUCAGGAUGGCAGCCACCAGUCUGCAGCGCCUGAGAAGGUCGGCUGGGUCCGGAAAUUCUGUGGAAAAGGGAUCUUCAGGGAGAUUUGGAAAAACCGCUAUGUGGUUCUGAAGGGAGACCAGCUCUACAUCUCUGACAAGGAGGUAAAAGAUGAGAAAAAUAUUCAAGAGGUGUUUGACCUGAGUGACUAUGAGAAGUGUGAAGAGCUCCGCAAGUCCAAGAGCAGGAGCAAGAAAAACCACAGCAAGUUCACUCUCGCUCACUCCAAACAGCCCGGCAACAUGGCACCCAACCUGAUCUUCCUGGCAGUGAGUCCCGAAGAGAAGGAGUCGUGGAUCAGUGCCCUCAACUCUGCCAUCACCAGGGCUAAGAACCGCAUCUUGGAUGAGGUCACCGUUGAGGAGGACAGCUAUCUUGCCCACCCUACUCGAGACAGAGCAAAAAUUCAGCACUCCCGCCGCCCCCCAACUCGGGGACACCUCAUGGCCGUGGCUUCCACCUCUACCUCAGAUGGGAUGCUGACCUUGGACCUGAUCCAAGAAGAAGACCCUUCUCCCGAGGAGCCCACCUCAUGUGCCGAGAGCUUUCGGGUGGACCUGGACAAGUCUGUGGCCCAGCUGGCCAGCAGUCGACGGAGAGCAGACUCCGACCGGAUCCAGCCCUCCUCCUACAGGGCAAGCAACCUCUCUCGACCUUGGGAAAAGCCAGACAAAGGGGCCACCUACACCCCCCAGGCACCCAAGAAGCUGAACCCCACAGAGAAAAGCCGCUGCGCCUCCCUGGAGGAGAUCCUGUCCCAGAGGGACACCGCCCCAGCCCGCCCCCUCCAGCUGCGAGCAGAGGACGCCCCCGCCCCCCUCGCACCCCAGCCCCCGGGGCAGCUGUCCAGGAUCCAGGACCUGGUAGCAAGGAAACUGGAGAAGACUCAGGAGCUGCUGGCGGAGGUUCAGGGACUGGGAGAUGGCAAGCGGAAGGCCAAGGACCCCCCCCAGUCUCCACCCGAUUCUGAGUCCGAGCAGCUGCUGCUGGAGACCGAGCGGCUGCUGGGAGAGGCGUCCUCGAACUGGAGCCAGGCCAAAAGGGUGCUGCAGGAAAUCAGGGAGCUGAGGGACCUGUACAGACAGAUGGACCUGCAGACGCCUGACUCACACCUCACACAGACCGCCCAGCACAGUCAGUACCGGAAGAGCCUGAUGUGAAGCCGGGGGUCAGUGGGGAGGGGGCAGAACUUGUGAGGGGGCAUAGACUCUUCUCUCCAAGUGUUGCAGGACGA